AUGGACUCAGGAGACAAUAGGUACAUUCAUGUGGUUGACGACGACACCAACGAUCCUGAAGCAACAGAAUCCGAAGCCGAACAGCCACGACGAGUUCAAGCAUUUUCCGUAAUACUGGAAGAAGGAGGUGACAGGAAACCUAUAGGGACUGUCAUAUAUAAGAGUAUAUACACAGUAAUUCUGUCAAAGAAAUUUAACGUGCUGAUUCCCUUCGGACCUCUAGCAAUCCUUGUCCAGAAAAAGACUAAUCGAGACGGCUGGGUCUUUAUUAUUGGUUUACUGGGUAUAAUGCCGUUGGCAGAGCGGUUGGGUUAUACCACAGAGCAGUUGGCUUUUUACAGUGGACCUACAGUUGGGGGUCUUCUAAAUGCUACAUUUGGGAAUGCGACGGAACUUAUUAUAUCGAUUUAUGCAUUAAGAACUGGAAGGAUACGUGUAGUUCAGCUGUCGUUGCUCGGGUCGCUCCUGUCGAACUUGUUGUUCGUUCUCGGGAUUGCAUUCUUCUCCGGUGGGAUUGUUCGAAAGGAUCAGUUUUUCGACAAGGCAACUGCUGUUGUGAAUUCAGGGCUUCUGUUGAUGGCAAUGAUGGGACUACUCUUUCCAGCAACACUCCACAGCACAGGCACCGAAGUGCAUUUUGGGAUAUCAGAGUUGGCUCUUUCAAGAGUUAGUAGCUGUGCCCUGAUUCUAGUCUAUGCCAUCUCCAUCAUUUUCCAGUUAAAGAAUCUAAAUGACAUGGAAGGAAGUCAGGCUGCAGAAAUCAUAGAUGGCGAUGAAGACGAAGAAGCAGGUCCCGAGAUCUCGAAAUGGGAAUCCGUGAUCUGGCUAACAAUUACAGCAGCUGCAAUUUCGAUCCUAUCGGAAUAUCUGGUUGAUGCCAUUGAGGGAACAUCUCUAUCAUGGGGUGUACCAGUUGCUUUCAUUACUGUAAUCUUGCUUCCAAUAGGAGGAAACACAGCAGCAGUUACCACUUCAGUCAUGUUUGCAUUGAAAGACAAACUUGAUGUGUCUUUGGGAGUGGCAAUAGGGUCAUCAACGCAGAUUUCUAUGUUCAUAAUUCCCUUUUGUGUGGUAACUGGAUGGAUAUUUGGUUUCCCUGUGGAUUUGAACUUUCAACCUUUUGAGACAGCAACUCUGUUCAUGACUGUUCUAUUUGUAGCUUUCAUAACUCAGGAAGGAACUUCUAAUUACUUCAAAGGUCUGAUGCUGCUUUUCUGCUAUUUCCUAGUGGCUGCAAGCUACUUCGUACAUGAAGACCCUUCCACUUGAUACAUCUGAUGCAACUCAGCUCAUGCAACAAUCAUUUUAUCAC
Messenger RNA from Hibiscus syriacus, 1312 nucleotides. Its product is annotated as vacuolar cation/proton exchanger 5-like. Bases 1 to 1269 code for a protein of 422 amino acids. Gene Ontology annotation, molecular function: calcium:proton antiporter activity. Gene Ontology annotation, biological process: intracellular calcium ion homeostasis; calcium ion transmembrane transport. The transcript is spliced from 11 exons. The record is from RefSeq and is a predicted model, not a curated record. Lineage: Eukaryota; Viridiplantae; Streptophyta; Magnoliopsida; Malvales; Malvaceae. Gene Ontology annotation, cellular component: plant-type vacuole membrane.